This is a messenger RNA of Linum tenue, 1462 nucleotides long. Lineage: Eukaryota; Viridiplantae; Streptophyta; Magnoliopsida; Malpighiales; Linaceae. The record is from the annotation of a GenBank genome assembly.
GAAAAAAAAAAAUCUUGUGGCUGCAGCAAACCUGCCUUAUCCAGUACUCCAAUUGUGGUCGUCCUUACUCGCCACCAGUGCUGAUUUCCUUCACCAAUUUUCUGCAAAAAUUUCCUCCAUCUGCCUAAUAUCUUCACCCUUACAGCUUGAAGCUUUCUAAUCUCAUCAUUUCCCUCUUCCAAUGGCUUCCUCCACUCUUUCCCCUGCCACACACUCCCAGCUCUGCUCGAGCAAAAGCGGCAUUUUUGCUCCAGCAAAUGCUGCCUUGGUGAAGCCGGCGAGAACCCAUGUGGCUGGUGGAAGGGACAGAGUGAUGAAAGUCUCGUGCCAGGCCACUAGCAUCCCAGCCGAUCGUGUUCCUGACAUGGGUAAAAGGGAGCUGAUGAAUUUGCUUCUGUUGGGAGCUAUCUCUCUCCCCACUGCUGGGAUGCUGGUUCCGUAUGCCUCUUUCUUCGUCCCCACCGGAACUGGAGGUGCUGGUGGUGGUACAGUGGCUAAGGAUGCUGUUGGAAAUGAUGUCAUUGCUGAAGAAUGGCUCAAGACUCAUGGCCCUGGAGACCGAACCCUUACUCAAGGAUUGAAGGGAGAUCCUACUUACCUUGUGGUGGAGAAAGACAGAACACUUGCAACAUAUGGUAUCAAUGCCGUUUGCACGCAUCUCGGUUGUGUUGUGCCGUUUAAUGCUGCUGAGAACAAGUUCAUUUGCCCCUGCCAUGGAUCUCAGUACAAUGAUCAAGGCAGAGUGGUUAGAGGACCGGCUCCUUUGUCGUUGGCAUUGGCUCAUGCCGAUGUAGAUGAUGGCAAGGUGGUGUUUGUUCCCUGGGCAGAGUGGUUAGAGGACCGGCUCCUUUGUCGUUGGCAUUGGCUCAUGCCGAUGUAGAUGAUGGCAAGGUGGUGUUUGUUCCCUGGGUAGAAACCGAUUUCAGAACCGGAGAUGCUCCAUGGUGGUCUUAGGAGCUUUCUUCUCAUAUGCAACCUCCUUAUGGUUUUAAUGCAAAGAUGUAGUGAUAUGAAAGCUGGUAAAUUUUGUUUGUCUGUGCUACAUGAAAGAGCAAACUCCAUGAACUUGAGAGCCCAGCUUGUAUGAAUACAAGCCGACUCCAUAUAUGUGUGCCGUUACUUGUAUCUCAUCUGUGUAUUUAGAGAAACUUUCCUUCUCUCUUGCAUGUUAAAUUCCUUCCUGGACUAGCGAAAAGUGGAUCAUUUGGAAAAGCAGAAAGCGAGGUUGGCCUUCAUAAACCGCGAGCCUCGAGUUUAGAGAGGUGGCAUGAGCCCUCGAAAAAUAUAGUAUGAGAUACAAAAUUGAUAAUUUAGCAAUGUUGUCAAUCCGCGGGUUGACCCGGGCCCGGUCGAAUUAGUGAGUCAAGGGUUAAUGGGUCAACCGUUUUAGCCCGGUUUGGCUCGGAAAUAUAGAGUCAUUAUAUUGUACUUAUCCUCAUAAAUUAUAUCAAAUUUUAUCUAA